Messenger RNA from Fusarium keratoplasticum, 1113 nucleotides. RefSeq lists its product as uncharacterized. Gene Ontology annotation, molecular function: catalytic activity. Gene Ontology annotation, biological process: nucleoside metabolic process; transmembrane transport. The record is from RefSeq and is a predicted model, not a curated record. Lineage: Eukaryota; Fungi; Ascomycota; Sordariomycetes; Hypocreales; Nectriaceae. The transcript is spliced from 3 exons. Gene Ontology annotation, cellular component: endoplasmic reticulum. The coding region runs from base 1 to 1113 and encodes 370 amino acids.
AUGAGUACUUUAGAGUCUAUUUCGGCCUCGCAACAGGCGGGCGGCGCACUCGCGCAUCUAGGCGAUGCUAAAAUAACCCCCAAGGUCUUCAUCAUUGCCAUGUUCCACGAAGAGUCGCGAAGCUGGCUGUCGCCUGAAAGCGCUAUCCAGUUCCCGCGCAAGGUGCAGGUUCCUGGCCUCUCCCCUGAAUACAAGGACGUCCAUAUUACCGAGGACGGCCAAGUCGGCCUCUUGGUCGUAGGCAUGGGCUUGAUAAACGCUUCCUUGUCUAUCAGCGCGCUCAUCUCCUCGCCACUCUUCGACCUGUCCAAGACUUAUUUCGUGCUCACGGGCAUUGCUGGCGUUAACCCGAAGCGUGCGACCAUUGGGUCCGUUGCGGUCGCAAAAUUUGCCGUCCAGGUGGAUAUACAGCUGGAAUUUGACGCCAGAGAGAUCCCCUCGGAAUGGGGUUCGGGCUAUGUUCCCAUCGGUGCGGAUUCGCCUGAUGAGUUCCCCAAGAUCCUGUAUGGCACUGAAGUCUUUGAAUUGAACGGCGAGCUUAGAGAUUAUGCCCUGUCUGUUGCUAGGACUGUUACUCUCGAGGACUCGCCGGAGGCUGCAAAGAACCGCGCCCUGUGGGUUGGUUCGCCCGAUAUCUUUCAGGCGGCGAGCCAAAAGCCUAGCAUUAUCGAGGGUGAUGUCCUCUCAUCAAACACCUUCUGGCACGGCCAUCGUCUUUCAGAUGCCAUGGAAAAGGUUACCAAAGUUUAUACAUCUGGGCAAGCUGACUAUGUCAUGACGGCUCAAGAAGACAACGCUCUCCUGGCAGGUCUCUUGAGGGCGUCACUCCAAGGCAAGGCCGACUAUUCUCGCGUCACAUUGAUCAGAUCUGCCUCCAACUUUGAUCGCGGGCACGAGGAUAAGCUACAUGAGCUUCCUUUUGUCAUGGAUAACGGUGGACUGGGGCCUUCCACUCGAAACCUAUAUCUUGUAGCUUUGAAGGUAGUGGAGGGAAUUCUGGAGGACUGGGAUGCCAAGUUUGAGGCUGGGCUUACUCCGAGCAAUUACAUCGGGGAUGUCUUUGGAUCACUGGGUGGUGUACCAAGCUUUGGCCCCAAAGAAGUUCUUAAUUAG